Molecule: messenger RNA, 2135 nt
Organism: Morone saxatilis (striped sea-bass)
Lineage: Eukaryota; Metazoa; Chordata; Actinopteri; Moronidae
Gene: rcn2
Product: reticulocalbin 2
Exons: 8
Coding region: 67-999 (310 amino acids)
Cellular component (GO): endoplasmic reticulum
Molecular function (GO): calcium ion binding
Source: RefSeq, a predicted model, not a curated record
AAGUACAUAUAUCCUAGGGGUAACGACGUCAAAAACGUAAACCCUCGCUCGGAGAAACUUUCCACGAUGGGAUCCUCUGCUCUGUUGGUGUUGUUAGUGCUUCAGUUUGGAGUUGGACAAAGCUCCUAUAAGCAUCUUCAUGAAGAUCAUUACAUUGGCCAGCAGCACAACCCUGAACAUGACAUGAACGUCCUGCUCGGGGAUGAGGACACCGAGGAGAUAAAGAAACUCAGCCCAGCAGAACAGAGGAAAAAGAUCAUGGACAUUGUAAAGAAGAUUGAUACAAAUGCUGACAAUCUGCUGAGUGCAGAGGAGAUCACACUGUGGAUUCAGCACGUCUACAGACAGUAUGCUCUGGAUGAUGCGAAGGAACGGUUCCCUCAGUUUGACACUGAUGAAGACGGUGUUGUAACGUGGGAGGAAUACAACGCGGUCGCUCAUGACCAGCUCGUUAGUUUUGAUGAUACAGCUGUUCUGGAGGAUCCAGAGCAAGAGUCUCUCAGACAUCUCCAUCUGAAGGAGAAGAGGCGCUUUGAUUUUGCUGAUGUGGACAGCACAUCUGGGCUCAAUGUGCCGGAGUUUCUUGCCUUUACCCACCCGUCUGAAGUGGAUCACAUGGCUGAUUUUGCCAUUGAAGAUGUGCUGGGUGAAUAUGACACAGAUAAAGAUGGCUUCAUCAGUCUAAGUGAAUUCAUUGGAGAUGUUCGUGGUGAGGAGGAAUUCCCUUCACAGUGGGAGAUUGAAGAAACUGUGCGGUUUAAAGACCUCUAUGAUCAAGAUAAGGAUGGCAAGCUGAAUCGGGAGGAGCAGCUCCGCUGGGUUGCACCUAAUAGCUACGGUUCAGCAAGAGAAGAGGCUCUUCACCUUCUCAAGGAAAUGGACCAGGACGAAGAUGGGCAGAUCUCAGAGGCUGAAGUUUUGAAAAACCAAGAAACAUUCAUGAACAGUGAAGUGACUGACUAUGGCAGACAGCUACACGUAUCACAUGAUGAAUUAUAGCUGUAUAAUUAUAAUGUAUGUUUAUUAUUAGAGAGUUUUAUCAUUUGUUUUCAUGAAGGUGCAAUGAAGGUUUUAUUUCCUUUGUUGUACUUUCACAUCAGUCAUGGGAUUCACGUCAAUGGCUGGAGAUGGUUGAGCUAAUCUGUAUACAAUCAAUUUGCAACAGUAAGUGGCAUAGAUGAAAUACAGGAAAACAUAUAUUGCAACACAAGUAUUACAGACUCAACCACUCUCUCAAAUGACCAGUGUUGUUUCACCACUUUUCUGACUGAAAAUCUAAACAUAUAUAUAUAUAUAGAUAUUAUAUUAGAUAACAUAAUAUUGUAAGUAACUGUAAUAUUGCAUUCCUGUUAUUUCCCCCCCUCCCUAUGUGCAUAUAGUCCUGAAGAACAAGGGAGGUUCAACUCAAAAUAUGAUUUUAACCACGCUUGGAGAAAUUUGACUUUGUUUUUGUUACAUUUAUAGAACAGGAUAGUUGAAUUGCAACUGUGUAUUGCCAUUACUUGUCCUUUCACAUGCCAAAACUGUGCUUACAUAAGUAUCCGUCUGGUAGUGGUAACGGCUGACAUGUUGCAGCUCUUCCUCAUUUAAAUCAAAUGAGUAAGUGAGUGAGUGUUGCUGGUUUCCUGAAUGUGUCAUGAUCCAUUUUACUUGCAACCAGAAACCGUGUGUUACUCUGCCAAGCUUUAUAAAGUGACUUUAAGUUGAGUGGAUUCUCCAACGGGGACAAGAUGACAUUACAAUUUAAAGAUGCCUUUUGGGUGAGUGAGCGUGGUACAACUUAUCUCUACAUUUGUUACAUGUUUAUGUUUAUGAGUUAAUUGACACAUUGUCAGUUUUUACUGAGGUGUGAAGUCAGCAUUGUAUUCAGUAUGUUCACUGGAGUUUUGAGAUAAUAUCUUUCGUUUAACUUUCCACUUCUGUUGUAUCUAGUUUUUCUUUUUGUGUGCACAUUAUCUAUUGUAGCAUACACAAGUAAUGUAUUUAGUUAUCUGUAGCUUAUCUUUGGCUACAGUUGCCUAAAGUGUUUGUGCUUUCUUUAGACUUCUCAUCUUUGCUUUCUUUCUUUUUCUCGUGUUGAGGCUCACUCAAUGGCUACUGAAUUGUUGCUUUGAUUAAACUAUUAUAUACAUGAA